AUAUGCAUCACGUAGGUUUCUUUUUGUGCAGUUAAUUCGCACAUCAAUAUAUUCUUUUGAACGGUUGUCUGUCUUCACAACCUGUCUCAAUAGGAUCCUGGUAGUUUCUCCUCUGCCUGCGCAAACCUAUACAAACCUUUUUUAUUUUUUUAAGUAUAGCUACUGUCGCAACGCUGCCAGUAUGAAUAUAGUUAUGAUGCGACAUGCGAGUAUUUUGCAUUUCCAUGUUUAUUUGUCACGCACCUGAUGUGUAAAGGCCUUUUUAUUAUUUUAGUAAUUUAGUCCAUGCUAAACAAAUGUCGUGCUAACUUUGCAUGUGCAAACUCCUUUGUAGAGAUUUAAGAAAUGCUGACCCCAGAAAAAAACUCAAACUCUUGAUACUGGAAUAAACAACAAUUUAACUUCUAUAAACAUCAGAAAGAACCUGAUCACUGAUCAGUACCUGUCCUCAGCAUCUUUCAGUUGUAGUUUAGUAUGGAGGACUUUACCAGCCAUCUCAUUUUCAUGAUUUCUUGCUGUGAAAAGGCUCUUUUAUUUUUCCUCCUUUCUUCUUCCUCCUCUAUUGUUGUCUGUGACUUUGAGCACAGCCACAGCCCGCCUGUCCUUCCUUCUCUCAUGGUGGAAAAAGCAUCCAGUCACAGUUACAAUAGCGUUUUCACCUAGUGUCAUAUUCAACGGCCCACAUUAACAAGAUAUUUUGGAGUGAGUGUACUGGAGCUGUGAGAGUCCACAGAUCACGACCUCUAUAGCAACACAGGCUUCAGUCAGAAAUGGGCUGAGCUCCCCAAGAGACACAUGUGUUUUUUCGCAUCAGUGUGUGCAUUAAAAUCAAUAUCUGUCCUCUUAUCUUUGUCCACGACAACUCCUCUCUGUGGACACUAUCACUCCGUAGGAAAACUCCAGGCAUUGUCCUCACAGUGGAGGACAUGCUAACACACACACGCACAAAAUUGCACUUCACCCAUGCGCUGUCUUGUUCCUCUCCGUCCAGCCCAAGGCUCCCCUACGCUGCUCACACAGUCUGAUUGAAUUAGCCUCACUUGGCCCCGUUAUCUACUGAAUUAGCCCGUCAUGAGCCUCGGAUGAGUCAUUCAUGCCCCCGUUAGCUGUCUGUCGCCGUCUUUGUAGAGGUGCACACACCGGGUGACCAACUGAAAGAUUGUAUCAGCUUUUCUUCUCUUUAAUUGCUGAGUUCAUUGAAGUGGCGUCGGUCUAAGAGACAUGCAUCUUUGUGCAUGUAUGUCCUACGCCACAUACAGAUGCGUGUCGGAACACGUCCUGUUUUCACCUGCUGCUGUUAACACGUCUGUUAACACGUGUUGUGUUGGAAGUGGCAGGAGACGAGUUCCCACCAACUGAGCUCAUGACACGGCCUGAAGGGCGAUUGUGACGAUCGGCCGCUUUGUUUGGACCAGAUAUCUUGUUCUUUGUCUCCGGCGUAGUGGCUGUACAGCAGUGGAUACUGAGGACCUGUACAUAUGAAUCUCAUUAGCAGGGCAUACAUAGACUGAUAGACUAAACCCACGCUGCAACCAUACCAUAGAGUCAGAGUCGGGGUCGAUCGUAGCUACUGAUAGAUUUCUCUGUUGAAGUACGAUUUAUCUUGAAAUUGAGAUUACGGGUUGUUGUUUUUUUUCAAUACAUAUGUGAUAAGAGAGCAUUCAAGUUCCCCCUUUUGCAUUAAGAACACCAGCACUGUUGCCAAAUUGCCCAAUCAGAGCCUCGGACAUGUCCAAUCACUAUAAAAGUUAUCCAAAAUUAAGUUUUAAAAAAAAAACAUUUGUCCAACAUAUUUCUAUAUGAAAUAAUGUAAUGCAAGUACUACAGGAUUAUGUCUUAGGAACUUAGAACUGGAAAUCAUUUAAAGCCUAAUUGUAGUGAACCAGCUGUCAAUCUGUUUUUCUUUUUAAAGUUGUGUCAGACUGGACACACAUUCCCUGUCAGUCUCGGUAUAUUCUAAUGAAGGGAGAGGAAGACCCAAUUCAUUGGAUGUAGCAUUGUCUAUUCAUCGUGGUGACUGCCUAAAUAUCACACGACUAAGAGUCCACAGCCAUGUUUGCAUUUAGCUCAAAGCACAACUGUUCCCUCGUACAGCUAAUGUCACCAUGCGAACAUGCUCACAGCGAUAAUGCUAACAUGCUGAUGCUAAGCAGGUCUACAGUUCACCAUGUUCAUUUUAGCACUAAACAAAGUACAGCUGAGGCUGAUGGGAAUGUCAUUAUUUUUUAAGUAUUUUGUCAUAAAGCAAAGUGGUGGACCAAUUUAACAUGGAUAAAAACAAUAGCCCCAAUUAUCUGCCAAAUCAAAAAAAAAAGUAACUUAGUUGUGCUGAAAACCACCCAGUCCAUCAACACCGAACACGUGUCUUACACAUCUAAGAAUAGCAAAGUUCUUAGUAAAUACUUGACUGAAUUCUUACUCUUUGAGUAGUUGCUUCCAUUACUACAUUACAUUACUGCAUCUGUGCUUAAAGUCAUAACAAUGCUGUGGAUGAGAGGGCGUGAGCGGAGUAGAAGAACUCAACAACACAACAACAUCCCUCCACCUCAGUUACACAAUCAGUUCACCAUCUGACACACAAUCACUUGGCAGUGAGGCUGUAGCUCAGCAGAGAAACACAACAAUCCACAGUUACACCGAAACACUCCAACCUCUUUUAAGCAACAGCAGCUACUCCCAAUGUGCUGUAAGGGUAAGCAAACAUUUCAUCAGUGUCUCUCACAGUGUGGAUCACAUGCACGCACACUUUACACAUGGAGGUGGUGGGUGGAGACGGAGAGGAGUUAAAUGUCUUAUGUCAAAGUGAAGUCUUGAGGGUAGUCAGUGCUGCAAUUAUGGAUGGAAUUCAGGAUUUUGUGUAAUCAUUAUUGUAUUAAUAGUCUUGACAGUUUUGUUCUCAUCCUUAGUUUUGAAUAUUUUCGUUCAGCAGUAGAUCAAUGAUUUGUCAAACUGUCCGGAAAGUUUUUGAGGCAAUAAGUAUUUUUAAUUAAUUAAUUUGUAUUUGUUUUGGUUUGCAAAGAUCCUAAAUCAGAGUCUUGAGGUUGAGUUUUAAAUACCAGAUUUUAUUAAUGAAAUGGAAAAAGCAUAUAUGGGACACAUAACAUUGAUAUUAUGCCCAUACAUGAAAUGUGUUGACUGUUAAGCCAUUACUGCAGCUUUCAUCACAGUUGGUAAACAAUCCAUAUUUAGUUGUAAAGCUCUAAUGUACUUACGGUAUUGGUGUCUGCUUGCUUAUAGAGGGUAAACUACGUGAGUCUGGUCGGCUCAGUCCAUCUUUUCAAUUACAGGAAGUAAAGCUCCCCGUCUCCAGUCGGUGUCCCCUUUCUUUUCUUAUCUGGGCUCACACAGAUCUACUGAGGAGUCGGUUUUAUGUGCAAAGACUGAAGACAAACAACAUAAUGACCUCAAAAUGACAGACAUAAGUGGUCCACUCGUUCCCUUCCUGUGACAAGAAAACACGGUAAUCAUUUCCACUGAACCGGACAAUUUUCUCAAACUGUAAAGACAAGAUUACAAAAAAAAAGAAAUCAUUAUUAUUAAUGAAGACUGUGUGUGGAAAUGAUUAGGGGUGUGUCACCUGUCAUUGAUGGCUUCCUGUCUUUGGCCAACUCUGGUGACGUCACUGACCUUUCCUUCAUCUUCUCCCUCUGUUGGAUGUAUUAAGGGAGCUGGACACAACACCAGUGGCCACUCGCCGUCCUGUGACCCAAAAAGCAUUUUCCCCAUUGACGGGAAACUUCUAACUGAAAACAAGGUCUUGGUCUUAAUAUUAGGAAUUUCCAAUUAUUAAAUAUUUCCCUAGAAAAGCUAUUUUAAAGUGCAUGAGUGCAUUUUAAAGUCAUCUUUCGGUAUGUACAAUGUAGAGGCAAACCAGGAAGUAAAAACAUUGAAGUGAAUGGGCACCAUUGUUGAAGCCUGUUAUCCACUUCUUUUAAUGUUUGGGCAGCCAUCAGGCAAGCUGCCAGAUAACUGCUAUUGUUUUGGCCCGCUGACACCUCAUCAACUGUCUGUAUUCAUUUGUAGCGGUGGCACAGUGCUAACUGCUAGCUGUUAACCUCUUCAUGCCUGCAAUUUCUUCUCUCUCGAUUGUGUGAUACCUGUGAAUGAAUAAAUAUACUGUAUGGAGAUCAUUUCUAAUUUUGGGUCAGAUGGACAUUCACAGCCCAACAUUGCACAAUGUGAAGAGUCUUUACUAAGAUGACAGUUGACGAAACGUGGUGAAAUCUGUAGUCGUCGAUCCAAAACUGUGUUUGAUCGCACUGCGUCACGUCCUCUGGAAGCCAAGACUGCGUGUGUCAAAAUUUCUUAAUUUUUGGACCAAAUUCAAACAAUGUGGCUUGUUGGUUUGUAGAUGUGGGUCACACCAGCGACCUUAAUGCAGCAUGAAAUGGGGCAUAACACACUGGUCGUGGCCAGCGCAAGAUUCUAAGCACCAUUUUCAUAUAUGUUUAUAUUCUAAGCUCUAAAGCUUAAAUACCCUGGGAGGACAAAUCUAUGAUUGGCUCUUAAUUAUGUAACCGUUUGAUCUAAUGUGCAUAGAGGGGAACAAAGCCUUUGUCAUGUAACACUUGAGAGUAAGUCUCUCUCUCUCUCCCUUCCCUGUUAAUGGCUUGCAGUUGGACGUAGCUAAGCAAGUACAUCAAUUAGGUCAUAAAUGUCUGCCCAAAGAUGAUUGAUGCGUCUGUUUCGCCAAGCUGACUUCACAACACUUCCAGUCGUCUCCUCCAGAGGAAAAACAGUGCGCGGCACUUUUCUUUGCUCUUAGCUAGAUUUGAGAAUUCAAAUUAAUUUAACUGAAACGGUGAAACGGGAGUACACCACCCAACAUCUGUAUUAAUCACAGGUCUAAUAAGUAGCUCAAAAGUGUAACAUAGCAAAGCUCACCAUUGUGCGUGUAAGUGUAUGGAAGAUGCUAAAACAUUUAGCUUCUUUUUUUCAUGUUUUUAAAUUUAGGCUUUAAAACAAAAACAAAAAUGACAGCAGUUCCAGCGCCGUAGCCAACAGGACGGGUUUAUGAUCAGAACUCGUGUUGUGUCUCUGUUUGCAUAUUUAGGUUUCCUUUUACACCAUGUUGGUAGAAAUCACCAUGCGUUCAUUCCAUUAUCUGACGUGCUUCUGAUGACACCUAUCCGGCACAGUGUGACGUACAGUUCACCGGUAAGAUCGCUGUUAUUGUGCCGCGUAAUGGCACUUCAAACCGUAUGCUCGUUUCCCACUUUGGAUUAUGAUGUUGGAGGCUAGCUUCAGGGGGGCUAACGCCACCCACCACUGUGACUGUAUCCCAUAGUCUCCGCAGGGGAAGGGGGAACCACCACUGUGGUUUGCAGAUGUGGAGCCCACAGGAAAACAAGAGGUCAAGCAGGCAGCAGAAAUGCGUCUCAAGCUUACUCUCUGGCGUUGAUCCAAUACUUAGAAAACGCAUCCUUCCCUGGUUUCCUCUCUAGAUCAUGUCGUUGAACCAAGUGAGACAAAAAAACAGCUGUCACAAAGUCACUUCAAGCCUGAUCUGAUUAAUGGGUGUACAAAGACUUGACGUGGUCCAAGCUGACUGCCACAGAUCCAGUUUAGGAUGUGUCCUUGAUGUUUCGAGUUUGUCACCCCCCCCUUCUCUCUGCGUCUCGCUCUCCACUGACAGCAACAAAAUCGCAGAGGAAACAGGAAAGGCCUGAGCAGCUUGGUGUUGGGACGGAUAUCCUCUUUCGGAGGCGUUGCCCCUCCUCCCUCACUUAACUCUCCCUCUCUUUUUCUCGUUUUCUCCCCCGCCAACCCAUUUUGCUCUCGGUGUGGCAUUAGCCGUUUGGCCGAGCUCGGGAACGUACCAAAGUUUUCUGUUCCUCCGUCGCCCUUUUUCGGGGUCACCGUAUCCGAGUGGACUAUGUGUUGGCAUGGCGACGAGGAGGAUGAGGACAGCUCGGAGAGUGACUCAGGCGAGCUGUCGGUUCUGGAGCAGCUCGACCUGGACCAGAACUCUGAUUUCUCCGAUUCCAGCGUGCAGCAGCUUCUGGAUGAGCAUCGCGAAAAGAUCCGCAGAGAGAUUCGUAGGGAGCUAAAAAUCAAGGAGGGAGCUGAGAACCUACGGAGGGCGACGACUGACAAGAGGAACGCACAUCAGGUGGAAAGCCAGUUGCGUUCUUCGAACCGCAAGCUGGAGAACCUGCAUGCUCAGCUGCAAGAACUGGACGCUCACAUCGUGGUGAAGGGAGGCGAGGAGAACAAAGAUGAGUGUCCUCAGUCUCCCGGGGCGGAGAGUCGUAGGUCGGCCCACAAGGACCGUAUUGCUGCCCUGGAGAGACAGCUCAACAUCGAGCUCAAAGUCAAGCAGGGGGUCGAAAACAUGAUCCCCAUCUACGCUAACGGAUCCACCAAGGAUAAGAAGAUGCUGCAGACGGCCCAGCAGAUGCAGCAGGACAGUAAGACCAAAAUUGACAUCAUCCGCAUGCAAAUCCGCAAGGCUGUGCAGGCCACCGAGCACAAUGACGACACACAGGGUAACCAGGACGACUGUGCGAUGGAGCUGCGCAUAGAAGAGCUGAGGCAUCACUACAGAGUGGAGCAUGCUGUCGUUGAGGGGGCCAAAAAUGUGCUGAGGCUCCUGGGGGCCAGCAAGGUCCAGGACAAGAAAGCCCUGUCUGAGGCGCAGUCUCGUCUGAGCGAGGCGUCUCAGCGCUUGGACCUGCUGAGGGACUCUCUGGACCAGCGUCUGGCAGAGCUGCCCGAGGACCAUCCCAAGGCGAGUGUCAUCAAAGAGGAGCUGGUCCUGGCCUCCUCUCGGCAUGGCGCCCCUUACCCCCACAACCAGUACAGCACGCUCAACAAGCCCUCGCCUCUCACUGGUAGCUUACAGGUGCAGGUGCUGGGCUGCGUGGGGUUGUUGGAGGUGGUCCCCGGUCGCAAUAAAGGGACAGCCGUCAUGCUGCCCUGCUACAGCCCCGGAGACACCAGGUCCUUCAUGAGAGGCAGCAAGGGACUCUACGGCCGGAGCGGCUCGGUCAGCGGGAAGACACCCAGCAAGACAGACGAGCUCUCGUCUGAGGUGAGUGCUGUGCUGAAGCUGGAUAAUGGUGUUGUGGGCCAGACACUCUGGAGGACUGUGGGAGAGCAGGCUUGGGACCAGACCUUCACUGUGGAGCUGGAAAGGUCGAGGGAGAUGGAGAUAGCAGUCUACUGGAAGGACUACCGCUCGUUGUGUGCCCUGAAGUACCUGAAGCUGGAGGAGUUCCUGGACAACCAGAAACACAGAGUUCAGCUGGAGCUGGAGCCUCAGGGCCUGCUGCUGGCCGAGGUACACACACACACACACACACACACUCGCAUUCACCUUGACAAAAACUGUAACAACGAAAUGGGAACAGGAACAGCCACACACAAAGGUGGACAUAGGUGUCUUUGCAUACAUGACACCCGUCAAUACACGUGCUAUGUCUUUUCUAAGCAGCAAGGCAAGGCAUUCCUUCGAGCUCGUCAGAUGAACGUGGACAUCGGGACGUGGGUGAGGCUGCUUCGAAACGCCAUUCCCACGGUCAACAACUCGGGAACCUACAGUCCUAACGCACACAGCCAGACACUCAACUCCGGGGAGUUCUCAUUGGAGAAGCUGAGUUUGGACAGCGACUCUCCGAUAAGAGGCGAUUUCAAGAGAGACGCGGACGCAAACACCCCGGACCGACUGCCAGUCAUCGAGCCCUUCUCCCCCCCAGACCUCACCCCCGAGUGCCCUGUCCGAACCCCAUCUGUUGGCAGUAAGCAGAGGAAAGGUCCUCUGUCUCUCCAGGACUUCCGGCUGAUUGCUGUGUUGGGCAGGGGACACUUUGGGAAGGUGUUGUUGUCAGAAUACAAGAAGACGGGCACAAUGUACGCCAUCAAAGCCCUGAAGAAAGGAGAUAUCGUUGCUCGCGAUGAGGUGGAAAGUCUAAUGUGCGAGAAGCGCAUCUUUGAGGUUGUGAACCUGUCGCACCAUCCCUUCCUGGUCAACCUGUUUGCGUGCUUCCAGACUCCAGAGCACGUGUGUUUCGUUAUGGAGUACACAGCAGGAGGCGACCUGAUGAUGCACAUCCACACAGACGUCUUCACCGAGCCGCGAGCCGUGUUUUAUGCAGCCUGCGUAGUUCUUGGACUUCAGUUCCUCCAUGACCAUAAGAUUGUGUACAGAGACCUCAAGCUUGACAACCUGCUGCUAGAUACCGACGGUUAUGUCAAGAUCGCCGACUUUGGACUGUGUAAAGAAGGAAUGGGCUUUGGGGACCGCACCAGUACCUUCUGUGGGACUCCAGAGUUCUUGGCCCCAGAGGUCCUAACGGACACAUCCUACACCAGGGCAGUAGACUGGUGGGGGCUGGGGGUCCUCAUCUAUGAAAUGUUGGUGGGAGAGUCUCCAUUCCCAGGAGAUGAUGAAGAGGAGGUGUUUGACAGCAUUGUGAAUGAUGAAGUCCGCUAUCCACGCUUCCUGUCUACUGAGGCUAUCGGCAUCAUGAGGAGGCUGUUAAGGAGGAACCCAGAGAGAAGACUGGGAUCUGGUGAAAAGGAUGCAGAAGAAGUGAAAAAGCAGCCUUUUUUCAGAAAUGUGGACUGGGAGGCGUUGCUGCAAAGGAAGGCGCCCCCUCCCUUCGUCCCCUCCAUUGUCGGCAAGGAAGACGUCAGCAACUUCGACGAGGAGUUCACCACCGAAGCUGCGGCGCUCACACCGCCACGUGAGCUUCGCGUGCUCACCCGCAAAGACCAGGACAGCUUCCGGGACUUUGACUACAUCUCCGACCUCUGCUAGUGGCCCGGUGGGGGGGGGCUCACAGACCUUAGAGGAAUGUUCUGCUUCAAAAGGCUUGGCGGCGGGACCGACGUUCUCCAUUGACCAUCCGCUGACUGUGUGUCUGCCGUCAAUUUACACUGUGAAUGAAUGCGGAGAAACCGGAGGCAGUCUGUCUCUUUUGUGUGUGUCUGCGGGGGUUUUAAAGAUGGAGGACUGAGCAAAUAAAAGCACGGACGGACAGCCGGCGGGGUGGAAUGUUGGACAAACGAAGGCCCGCUUCUCCAAUCAUUGUACAACACACCAGUGACUUGUGUAUAUUUACAAACAUUAGCCUUUAAAAUGCCUCCUCCCAUCGUCUUAUGUGUCGGUGUGUUCAUGAGCAGCUGUGAGAGGAGAUGUUGACUGUUUGGGGUGGGGGGGUGGGGGGGGUUGUUUCAAGGCCUCUCAUACAAUGCCUUACAUUUGCAUUUGAUCCACAGAAAAGCAUCUUGUUUCCAUUUUGUGGCCCUUUUGUAUACAGCAGCAGGAAGAGUGACCCGAUGCAGAAGACACGAGGAUCAGCUCGUUAGUGGAAACAGUGAAUUAGUACUCGAAGCUUUCCCAGCGGUCUAUGAUGACUGUUGCUAGGCGAAUUAUGAGUUACCUAUGGGGUUAAAAAAAAAAACACUUUCUUACUUCUACCAACUACUUUUUAAAAAUGUGUGCUGCUCGGAUUUUAAUUUGUGCCACGAACGUUACAAAAGCAAUUCGUAAAGAAGUCCUAUUUUAUGACGGUCGCCUCCUCUGUGCAUUAUUGGAUGCCCACCACAGACUUUUGAAUUGGAUAUCUGGGCGUUAUACAUAGUUUGAUAAAAAACAGGUGUAGCAGACACAGAAUCACAACCAUCAGCAUAAAAGCUACGUGGCAAGCAGGUUACGUUAUUUCACUCUUUUUAUAAUUAGGGAAAAAAGAAAACACUAAGACUUGAUGUACGAGUAACAUUAUGGCGUCUGUCCGUUAUGGGUUUGAGACACGUUCAUCCAGUCAUCGUCAUGCGUAGAGUUUUGUGAACAUGAAGGAAGUAAUUUCCCUCCAAGACACUUUUAUCCGACUUUAAACUCAAACACUGGCUCUAAUGUUUUUUUUUUAAUGUGUGUGUUUUAAGGACUUAAGCCACCAACAGUUUUCCCAACUAUCCGUUGUGAUCAUUCCAGAGUUUCCAUCAUAGGGAUGAAUUCAUCCUUGUUUCAGCCGCAACAGAUUGAUAUCGAAGUUAUUUUGGAAGAUCCGAGUGAAGCCACGAUCAGCCACUUCGAGUGCUGCUUUAUGUCCCAGCGAAGUUCUCUUGGCAAUUCAUUUCUAAAUGGACAAUAUCAUUUGAAACAGGAUGAUCAGUGUUGGAAGAAUAUGAGCCAGUGGUAAUAAACUUCUGUAACACGUCACCAUCUCUGAGUACCGGAGAGGUUUGUUGUGAAGCUGUAUGUAUGAUGGUGUGGAUUUUACUUAUCUUGUGUUUGACAAUACAAAACCCUGUGUGAGGAUGAGAUGACGCAUUUUAUAAAGAGAACCUGGAGUGAAUAUUCUGUCUGUGUUCAUUCAAACCAAGGAACGACGAGAACAGAUGCAGAUAGCUUUUCAAUGGAAUCGAGUCGUGAGGAUUUUGUUCGUAUCAUGUCAUCUUUUUACAAAAUCGUAUGGAAUAACAAUAAUCAAGAGAACGUCAUCAACCAUGUAUGAGGGCACAUAAUGGAACAUAAAGCAUCAGCAUCUUAAAAAGCGUUAUUUGUGAUAUUGAUAAAGGACAUCAGGUGCAAGUUCAAAAAAAGUACCGAGAUCUUUGUGACGGUCUUAAUUAUUACACAAUAACAGCAUAGUUCUGCCCACAGCUUCCUUAAAAGGUGGUUGAGCCUUUGCUAACCUAGCAUUGGUGUUAGCAUUCCAUGUCGGUCUGCUAUCAAUAAUGCUGUACAGGUACUUGUACUCUUUGAAUGUUUUUGUAGGAAAAAUACUCAAAUGCCCGUCUACUGUGAGAAUAUGAAAUGAUAUUAUUCACAUUAUCAGCGACCAAGGUGACAUUUUCAAAGAUUUUCAAGUGGUAAGUUUCUACUAACAUUAAAACUAGCUUUUGUUCUAUUCAAUGUAAGCCCCGAUAGUGAGCCAGCAUGCACAAUGCCACUACAUUGAAACAUCAACAUAUAAAGUUUAAACAUCAAUAGCUCAUUGGUUAAUAGGCAAACUCAACUGUAUGAUGAGGACAGUAUGACAUGUUUGAAAGCUCCAGAACGAGUGAGUAAGUAGACCUUGACUUGAGAGUAUUUAAACUAAAGCUGAACUGUAGAUGAAUUAACCCGGACCUUUCCAUUUUCUUCUUCAGACCCUGACUUAAUAAUAACCCCACUUGAAUGAGAUAAUUAUUAAUUGUUAAGGUAUGACUCUGUUAUA
This is a messenger RNA of Anarrhichthys ocellatus (wolf-eel), 11165 nucleotides long. Its product is annotated as serine/threonine-protein kinase N1-like. Gene Ontology annotation, molecular function: small GTPase binding; ATP binding; protein serine/threonine kinase activity. Lineage: Eukaryota; Metazoa; Chordata; Actinopteri; Perciformes; Anarhichadidae. Bases 5876 to 8761 code for a protein of 961 amino acids. The record is from RefSeq and is a predicted model, not a curated record. Gene Ontology annotation, biological process: signal transduction; protein phosphorylation. The transcript is spliced from 23 exons.